This is a messenger RNA of Diaporthe citri, 1365 nucleotides long. RefSeq lists its product as uncharacterized. The record is from RefSeq and is a predicted model, not a curated record. The coding region runs from base 1 to 1365 and encodes 454 amino acids. Gene Ontology annotation, biological process: secondary metabolite biosynthetic process. Gene Ontology annotation, molecular function: FAD binding. The transcript is spliced from 2 exons. NCBI's taxonomy places the organism in Eukaryota, Fungi, Ascomycota, Sordariomycetes, Diaporthales, Diaporthaceae.
AUGUCGCCCACAAAGCCUGUGCCGUCCAUCGCCAUUGUGGGUGGUGGCAUUGCAGGCCUGACGCUCGCUCUCAAUCUCAUUAAUCGCUCCAAGUCCCCGUCCUCACAACAGCCCAAGUAUACCGUCACAAUAUACGAGUCCGCCCACGCGUUCGCCGAGAUCGGAGCUGGAGUGUCCUUCGGGCCAAAUGCCUCCCGCGCGAUGAAGGCCAUCGGGCCAGAGGUGCAUGCCGCGUUCGAGAGGACGCAGACCAGGAACCAGUUCGAGUCCAAGCAGGACGUGUGGUUCGACUUCCGGUACGGCGAGAGCGUCGACGGCAGGUACAGGGUCGAGGGAGAGGAGGGCGAGGACGCCAACGGAGAGCUCAUCGCCACGGUCAAGUGCCCGGGGGGCCAGCGGGGCGUCAAGAGGAGUGACUUCCUCGACGAGCUGAUCAAGCACGUCCCCGACGGUAUCGCCAAGUUCGGCCGGAGGGUCACCCAUUACACCGAGAGCGAGGACGGCAAAGUGACGCUGCACUUCAAGGAAGGAGACGACGAGAUCCAUGACGCGGUCAUCGGCUGCGACGGCAUCAAGUCCAACAUCCGGAAGGCGCUGUUGGCUGAGACCUCGAAACCGGAGAACGCGAAUGCAACAUUCAGCGGCAAGUUCUGCUACCGUGGUUUGAUCCCGAUGGACGAGGCUGUGUCUCUGCUGGGCGAGGAGAUGGCCAAGAAUGCUCAGAUGUACCUCGGCCGUCACGGCCACAUUCUCACGUUCGCCAUCGAGAAGGGCAAGCUGAUGAAUGUUGUCGCAUUUGCCUCAGCAAAAGAAUGGCAUGACGACCGCUGGGUGGUGGAAGCCAACCAGGACCAGAUGAGGGCAGACUUUGAAGGCUGGUCGCCCACCGUCACCAAGAUCAUCUCGCUGAUGCGAAAGAACGACAUAUGGGCGCUCUUCAACCACCCGCCGGCACCAAGGUACGUGUCUGACCGCGGACGCGUAUGUCUCGUUGGCGACGCGGCGCACGCAACCACACCGCACAAGGGUUCGGGCGCAGGCAUGGCUAUCGAGGACUCGCUGGUCAUGGGCCAGCUUAUCUCGGAGGCCCUCGCGGGCGAGAACGUGGAUGCUGGCAGGGCGAUUCCUGCGGCCUUCAGAGUGUUCGAUGCCACCAGGCGGGAGAGGACGCUGCGGUUGGUGGAGGACUCGAGGGAGACGGGCCAGCUGUACGACCUUGAGCACCCGGUGAUUGGCGCGGACAAGGACAAGAUCAAAGAGAUGCUGCUGACGAGGAUGGACUGGGUAUGGGAGAAGGAUCUGGAGGCCGAAGUGAACAACUCCCUGGACAAGCUGAGGAACAGCCUGCUCGGCCACGAGACAUAA